ACUGGAGAAAAACCUUUUUCUUGUACAGUAUGUUCUGCCAAUUUUAGCCAGCAAAGUAACCGGAAGAAACACACUCGAACACACACUGGAGAAAAACCUUUUUCUUCUACAGUAUGUUCUGCCAAUUUUAGCCAGCAAAGUAACCGGAAGAAACACACUCGAACACACACUGGAGAAAAACCUUUCUCUUGUACAGUAUGUUCUGCUAAGUUUAGCUACCAAAGUGCCCUGAAGGAGCACACUCGAACACACACUGGAGAAAAACCUUUUUCUUGUACAGUAUGUUCUGCCAAUUUUAGCCAGCAAAGUAACCGGAAGAAACACACUCGAACACACACUGGAGAAAAACCUUUUUCUUCUACAGUAUGUUCUGCCAAUUUUAGCCAGCAAAGUAACCGGAAGAAACACACUCGAACACACACUGGAGAAAAACCUUUUUCGUGUACAGUAUGUUCUGCUAAGUUUAGCUACCAAAGUGCCCUGAAGGAGCACACUCGAACACACACUGGAGAAAAACCUUUUUCAUGUAUUUUAUGUUCUGCCAAGUUUAGCCAGAAAGGUGCCCUUAAGCAGCACACUCUAACACACACUGGAGAAAAACCUUUCUCUUGUGCAGAAUGUUCUGCUCAGUUUAGCAGGCUUCAUGACCUGAAGCAGCACACUCGAACACACACUGGAGAAAAACCUUUUUCGUGUACAGUAUGUUCUGUCAAGUUUAGCCAGAAAGGUGCCCUAAAGAAGCACACUCUAACACACACUGGAGAAAAACCUUUCUCUUGUACAGUAUGUUCUGCUAAUUUUAGCCAGCAAAGUAACCUGAAGCAGCACACUCGAACACACACUGGAGAAAAACCUUUAUCAUGUACAUUAUGUUCUGCCAAGUUUAGCCAGAAAGGUGCCUUAAAGCAGCACACUCUAACACACACUGGAGAAAAACCUUUCUCUUGUGCAGAAUGUUCUGCUCAGUUUAGCAGGCUUCAUGACCUGAGGCAGCACACUCGAACACACACUGGAGAAAAACCUUUUUCUUGUACAGUAUGUUCUGCCAAUUUUAGCCAGCAAAGUAACCGGAAGAAACACACUCGAACACACACUGGAGAAAAACCUUUCUCUUGUACAGUAUGUUCUGCCAAUUUUAGCCAGCAAAGUGCCCUGAAGGAGCACACUUGAACACACACUGGAGAAAAACCUUUUUCUUGUACAGUAUGUUCUGCCAAUUUUAGCCAGCAAAGUGCCCUGAAGGAGCACACUUGAACACACACUGGAGAAAAACCUUUCUCUUGCACAGUAUGUUCUGCCAAUUUUAGCCAGCAAAGUGCCCUGAAGGAGCACACUCGAACACACACUGGAGAAAAACCUUUUUCUUGUACAGUAUGUUCUGCCAAUUUUAGCCAGCAAAGUGCCCUAAAGGAGCACACUCGAACACACACUGGAGAAAAACCUUUUUUAUGUACAUUAUGUUCUGCCAAAUUUAGGCAGCUUAUUCAUCUAAAGCAUCACACUCAAACACACUGGAGGAAAUCUGCUAAGUUUAUUUAGGCAGGCAAUUUAAACAAGAGUUCCUACUUUCACUUCCCCCUAGUUAGAGUAAGAGGGUACUGACUGUUUUUAAAAUCUACACAAAAGAAUCCAGUUAAGCGUUAAGCGCUUCUUCCCUUGUCCUCCCUUCUGUCCCACCCUGGAGCACCCUGCAUUGCACCAUCCAUGCCCCCACUCCUGAAGUGUGUUUGGUAAGUCUCCUCCCCUCCCUGUGUGUUGAGGUAGGGGAGAGCUGUGAACAUUGCAGGCUCCUGCACUCCCCAGCUUUUAUAAGUAUUUUUGUAAAGGAAUAAAUAUUAUGUUUUUGACA
Molecule: messenger RNA, 1849 nt
Organism: Bacillus rossius redtenbacheri
Lineage: Eukaryota; Metazoa; Arthropoda; Insecta; Phasmatodea; Bacillidae
Product: oocyte zinc finger protein XlCOF6-like
Exons: 2
Biological process (GO): regulation of transcription by RNA polymerase II
Cellular component (GO): nucleus
Molecular function (GO): DNA-binding transcription factor activity, RNA polymerase II-specific
Source: RefSeq, a predicted model, not a curated record